Messenger RNA from Actinia tenebrosa (Australian red waratah sea anemone), 2820 nucleotides. RefSeq names its product clathrin heavy chain linker domain-containing protein 1-like. The record is from RefSeq and is a predicted model, not a curated record. Lineage: Eukaryota; Metazoa; Cnidaria; Anthozoa; Actiniaria; Actiniidae.
CCCACACUGCAAGAAUGCUAUAGACAUUGUCACGCACCCAUGCAUGUUUAGGAUGCUUCCCUGAAAAGUGAUCUUCACUGUUCCAUUUUAUACGUGGAGGUAGGAGACCAGUAACUGGGUCCUGAAAGAAAACACAAGUUGUUAGAAAGGAGAUUCUUGGAGUUCAAGAAUGUUGAGUCCAAUGUCAUCGACUUUGCUGAAACUAGAGCAAGAAAAUUACACUGCUGAAGGUUUCAAUGACGAGUUAAUCAAGGAACUUGAGGCCUUGGACAUCUCUGGAUCCACAAGAGAAGAUCGAUUUGUUAUUCAUAAAGUUUAUUUCGAAGCUUUUAUCAAUAACCAGUCCAUAUUUAAAGACCUUCUGAAUGAAAUCAAAAAUGAAUACGAAGAAUGCAUUAAUACCAUUUUAAGAGGCAAGAGGGAGUUGCUCUUUGUAGUGAGCAAGCUUGCACAAACAGUUGGAGCAAUGCCUACCUUAAGACAUUACAAGAAUAGACGAGAAGACCUCCAGAAUAAAACAUUAUUGCUGCAACAAGACAACAAAAGGAUCGUUGAAAAAAUCAAGGCCAUCCGCCAACGACAAAAAGAACUAAUCGUUGAUGACGCUCCAUUGGAAGAUACCUCAGAAACUUUAAAACUUUAUCGCCAAAAUGUUCCGCAAAUACCUGAUCUUACUAUCGAAGAACAAUUGCAUAUCCCAACGCUCAAGAAAAAACUUGUUUCUGUUUCACAAAAACUGUCGAAAUUUAAGGAGGAUCAUAAGAGAAGGUAUCACCUUAAGAUAUCACAGCAAAACCUUCUGGAUCGACUUCUUCAAAAGGAGGAAAUAAAGAACAAUUUAGAACAAGAGACUAAGUCCUUAGAAUUGAAACUUUGUACAUUAAACGUUUCCUUUUCAGAAGCACUCGAGAAGAUUGGCAAGAAAAAAGAUGCCACAGAUAUCUCGGAGAAAAUUGCAAAUGUCUUGGAGCUAUUGAGAGAUGACUUUGUUGACCUGCCAACAAUGAGAGAUGAAGAGAAAACAGAAGGUAGUGAAACUACUGUAUAUCCUAUGGAUGACAACCAUUCUUCACCAAACACAAGCUCCUCUGAAACAGAKGUAAUACAGCAUCAUGAUGCCCAUGAUACUGAAAUCUUGGCUAAUUGCAAAGCAACCUUCCAAGACUUGCUUGAAAAUAAAGAACUCGAAGAGCUAGCUCUUCUUGCAGCACACGCACCUAAGGGUGUUCUACGAACAAAGGAAAAUUUUAAUAUAUUGAAAGAGCUAGGAAGUGGGGUACUGAAGAUUUACUGGGAUGCCCUUCUUUCUACUCUUUUGAUUCAACAUUCAAAGUUAUCAGCCUGGGAAUCCGCUGAGUAUGUGAAAUGGUCCUUAGAAAAUGAUGAAAAAGAACACCUGAUUCACUGGAUAGCACAAAACGUGAUAGAUGACAGUACCAAGAUUGCUGAUGAAAUUGUCGGAUACUGCCAGUGCACUGACGGAAGCUGUCAUUGUGGGCUCUGGAGUUUGGCACAGACAGUUUUUAUAAGAAUCGGCGAUUUUAAAAAGGCGAUGGCCUGCCUGCUCCAGCAAGGAAGAUAUCUGGGAGCCCUGGAGUAUGCAAGUAAACGUUGUCUUUUUGACAAGAAAGAUCUCCUGGAUAUUUUUUAUCUGGUCCCAUCAAAGUUACUGGCUACCAAGUUAAGUCAAAGGAAAAAGCCUUUUGAUUCUCUCUUUACCAUUGAAGAGCUCAUUUCCAUUUUGAUGAGGACCCAAGAUGACAUUAGUCUUACUCGUGAUCUGAUAAAAGCUGUGUUUGGGGAAGGAUACCAAAUUGAUUAUUGUGCUAUUGACAAGCCAGGAAUGAACGAUAAUUCAAGAGAAACGAUCCGAAAAUGGAAGGAUCUUUACCAGUCAUGCUGGGAUCUUGGACUCCAUAGCCUUGCAAAGAGACUAUUUGCAUAUGUGAUGGUAAAAGAUGUCAUGGUGUCAGCCAGGAAGAUACACAUCGUUAAGCGCUUCUUCCUUGGAGUGUAGAUAGAGCAGAAAAGAAGACAUUGUCAGUCAUUCCGGCGCCGCGUCUGUCGGCUUACCGGAUUGUCAGGGAGCUGCGCCAAACCAAUCAUGUCACUUAAUUGAAUCAGCGCAAAUCCUAUUUGUUGUUCGUUAUACUGUAAAAAAAACGAAUGUUAAUUUGAUAUACCACACUUGCUCAUCAAAAAGAGUGCAUUUUGACUUGGUAUCGUAUGUACACUUUUAUCGAAAGUUCAUCUUAAGUGUACAAAUUUAGAGUUAGAUUUUAGGAAACUUAGAAACUUAGAACUUUUACCACGAGUAAUAAAUGUAGGAUAUCGUGAUAGAAAUAUGACAUUUCAGAGUUUAAUCAAUCGAUUACACAAAAUUUAAACAUGAUCUUUUCAUGACGUACCGGACAAAGAAUUCAUACAUGGUUUUUUUWAAUCUAGUAAUCUAAAGAUCUUCAGUUGCUUAUUCAAAAAUGGGGAAAAGUGGGGUUCACCGACUUGGUUAUCAAGUUAUAAGAGAUCGUAAUAGGGGGUAAUUCCAUGAAUUAUUCGCAUUGGACUUGUUCCAAUUAUACAUUUAAGGUUUUGUGUGGAAAGUGUAGGACGAUCAAAAAGCCUAGAGUAAUCUAAACGACGAAUCUUAUCGAAGUUUAUCUAGCAUUUCAAGUUAUAAAAUUUAUUUGAUGAGUUUCUUCAAACUGACCUGGGUUCUAGUACUUUAUACAUUCCCUUGAAACUUGUGAAAUCGUCUUUGUAAUCUCCAGGAUACUAACGCCCGUUUUGAUAUUGAUGUUGAAACUAAAGAGGUCAAAAUAA